Dufourea novaeangliae is the source of this 549-nucleotide messenger RNA. Its product is annotated as prothoracicotropic hormone-like. Lineage: Eukaryota; Metazoa; Arthropoda; Insecta; Hymenoptera; Halictidae. The transcript is spliced from 4 exons. The record is from RefSeq and is a predicted model, not a curated record. The coding region runs from base 1 to 549 and encodes 182 amino acids.
AUGAAGAUCUUGUUCGUCUGCAUAAUGCUGCACAAGCUAUGCGUCGCGGAUUCAUCGUCGUCGGUUCUGGCUCGAUGGCAGGAGGAGCAACGCUGGCAACAGCAGCACCCUACACACGUCGAAACGUCCAUGGAACGGGACGACGAGACAACCUCCAACCAGUUGUUUACCUCGUGGAACGGAGACUCACCGUUGCUCUACGAAACGGUGGCUACGGAUCAAGAGAAACGAGUCCCGUCGGCCUGCUCUUGCGAGUCUCAGUACGACAUCAAGGAUCUCGGGGAGGGUCAUUAUCCGAGAUACUUGACCACGUCACGCUGCAAGCCGAAAACCUGUCAAAGCAAAUUUCACGCGUGCAGGUUGAUCCACUAUAUGGUACACGUGUUGAAGCAGCGCGAGAUGAACAGUUCACCGUCCGAGGAUCGGUACUCGGAGGAUGCCGCGUUGCUGGAAACCCCGCUUCCAGAAUCGCUUCGUUACAAGUGGCAGCUGAAGCCGAUGUCGGUGGCCGUCGCUUGCGUGUCAGCCUUGCCCAACAGACGAAACUGA